Molecule: messenger RNA, 7961 nt
Organism: Sabethes cyaneus
Lineage: Eukaryota; Metazoa; Arthropoda; Insecta; Diptera; Culicidae
Product: death-inducer obliterator 1-like
Exons: 9
Coding region: 552-7262 (2236 amino acids)
Biological process (GO): DNA-templated transcription
Cellular component (GO): nucleus
Molecular function (GO): protein binding
Source: RefSeq, a predicted model, not a curated record
CCCGUGUUGAUGAGGCUGGAUAUUUCUGUCCAAAAAUUGCCUUUCGAAUGGUUCUCCCGUAUCAGAAUCGGUUCCGGAGCGUUGUUCAUCCCGUUUGCCGUGCGGAAACACUCGAGAACCACCGGGAAACAUAUGUUUGAGAUGUGAAAAUUGUGCGAGCAAAUUUUUCCGGGACCGAGCUGAUAUGAAGAGAAAAAUGGCGUCGUCUGCUUGUGCAUCGCCGUCGACGGGAAAAAAUUAUAGUGUUGGAAAUAUGGAUCUGGUGAAGGCUAGUUGCUAUCCAGUGUGCAGUGCAGUUUGCAUAAAAUGAGAAGUACUGAAAGUGUCGGGUGAAUGCAAGUGUUUGAAACUGAAACUGAAUUUUGUGACAAUUAGUACUAUACACUGUUCGGUGAUCGUCGGCAAGUGACAAACAAAAAUAAACCGUAAAACUUGUUCGAUUGUGCAAACAAGAGGCUAUCGAACUUUUGUUUUUGUUGACAAUCGCGAGGGGGAAAUAAAAACAAUUUGGAGACCGGUUGUUGCGAACUUCGUCUCCUAGCGGUAGCGGGAUGUCCAGUUCGGUGUUCAAGAUUUAUCCAUCGUCGUCCGACUCGAACAGGGAGGAAGAAGCUUCGCUUCAAGCUGACGGAGAGCCUUCGACGGCCACGCCGGGAACCGUGGUGGGAUCGUCCGUGGACGAUCGUCUAAAGAUCGAUUCCAAUCUGGUGAUCGUAGUCGGAAAGGAUGGAAGUGUGCAUGUCGAUCAGAAAACACUGCACAGUUUACUAGCCAACGAAACUACGGAUACCUCUGUGAGUGUGGUUCGUAUAACCUCCCCGACGCCCAGUAUCGAGGAGGAAAUCGAGGAAGAGCGUCGGUUGUUGCAGGAACAAAAACUGGAACAGGAACUGGAAUCCUUGACAGGGGAAGACUCGGAUAAUUCGCCGGAGUCUUCCAACACGGCACCCUCAUCCGCUGCUGGCAGUGGAAGCGGCAAGAGCGAUUCUGCGGCCGGCGCCAGCACAUCUAAUGCUGUGAGCUCGGGAGGGGUAGCCACUAGACGAUCAAAAGUAGCUGCCAAAAAAGACGAUGUCCUCUUGGACGGCGGUGAGACCCCUCACGUUAGUCUGAUGGUAGAAGGUUUCUAUCCACCGGCAGAAGCGAAAAAAUUUGCUUCGGAAAUUUUAACGCUAGCGGGACUACAGAAACCGCUGACCGUCGAUACGGCAAUCGAUUACGAAUUCCAACGGUACGUGAUUGCGAAUGAUCACUGUUACACACCAUUGACUUCACCGAGCCAGAAAUUGCCACCGCGGCCAUAUUACGAACAAGUAGAUUCUCCACCGACGGAAGUUAAAUCCAGUGAACCCGUUCGAGAGGUCUCAACCGUUCAAACUGUCGACGAAGGACACAGUGGAACGGGCAGAAAACGAACAAUCAGUAAAGUUAUACUUCCUACGCCUACUGCAACUACCGGAACCCGGCGGAGAAAAUCCACUUUUCAAAAGGAAGAGCGCAGCGAUGCUGCAGAGCUGCAAAGUAUUUUGGAAGAUUCGGACUCUGAUUAUUCCGAAGAAAUCUCUUUCCCAGAGGACGAUGACAGCGAUAGCGAUUUCGACUUCAGUAUUACUGGGAAACAAUCGAAGAAGAGAAAGUCUGGAUCAAAGAACAAAUCAUCUACUGCGAAGAUAACAGCUAAGAAAGAGGAAUCCUUAGAGGCCAAGGAGGCUAGAAAGAAAACGCCGAAACCACCCAAGAAACCAGAAGUGAAAGUGAUUAUACCUACUAUCGCCACAAAUAAGAUCAUAAUACCGAAAACUUACGGCCCGAAACGAGAUAUAAUUAAACAAAUUGAAGCAUCAGCUGCUCCUGCUGCUCCUACACCUUCUAUUGCUCCGGUUGCAGUCACCUCGGCGGCUCCCAGUACUCCUAUCGCAAUUACUGCUCCAGUACCAGUCAUCAAAAAGGAAAAGAAACCGCUAAAACCAGCUCCGCAUGUUGAAGCUCUUUUCAGUGAUAUGACGUCAUUGUUCUCAACGCCGGACAUUAUCAAGAAGGUUGGCACGAAUCGUCCUAAUCAGCCUACUACCCCUCUGGCUUCGGGACCAUCAUCAUCAUCGUCAAUGCCAACAAGUGGCCCCAGCAGCUCAUCAACCGUUCACGUUGUUCAGCGUGGCUUUGUACAACUGUCACCGGUAAUCGUGAAAGGCACGCCAAAGUUGCCGGCUCAAAUAUCGAUUCAAACACAUACCAGCGCUUCCGAAGACAAACAACUUGACCUGAUCGAUUCUCUCGUGCAGCGAGAGAUGUCACAGGCUGACAAGCAGUCACAGCAUUCGCAGCAACUCAACGAAGAUAUUGUGAAAAUUUUGGAAAACAAUUUACCGCCUGGUGGAGUGCCCGAGUCCGGUCUUCCCAUAACAGAUAACAGCAUUUUGGCCGCGCUCGGUUCCAAUGACGAUGGUCUGCCAGAGGAUCUUUUGCAACACGUUGCUGAGCUAGCCGAAAACAAAGAACUCCAAGAAAUACUUGACAAACAAGUACUCGGUGUCAUUGGAACAGACCCAAUUGCAAGCCCAUCAGUUCCGCUUGCUUUGCCAUCCACCUCCUCUACCAACGUAGUGCCGCUUUCCACCACUACCCAACAGGUGCAAAUAAUAAAUACAGCAAUGAAUCCGUCGCAGAACAAACGCCCCAAUCCUGAAUCUCUUCCAACGAUGACUGUCAAGGAACAGUUAAUGCCUCGAAAAGAAGCCAUUCAGAUUCGCCGCAGUGAUGGACGGGUUAUUACCUUACCUCCGAUUGAAGCACCCGCGACCCGGUCAGCAAAACGACGUGCACAAACUGGUCCAAGCUCCAGUUCGUCACCAUCUGUACCAGCAACAGCAGCAGCAACCGUUACAACUGCUCCAACAACAGCCGUACAUCUUGCUAACCCUUCACCUUCCGCUGUUCAUCAUGUGUCAAAAGUGCCCAAGCAUACGGUAAAAUCGACAGCAUCAACUCCCGUUCUCUACGACGACGGAACUGGCAGCUUGUUGAUUGAUGAAAACAGAGGAAAGGGUAAUCGAAGUGGAGCUUCCAGUCGACGAACUUCGGAGUCUUCGUCAACAUCAGCGGGAACGCGUGGCAAGCGAGCUAGCACAUCAGCUGUUGCUGCUGCCGUCGCAGCCGUUGCCAACAACGACGACGAUAUCGAAUCCGAUGAGAGCUGGAACUCGGAGGAUGAUCCGGAUAGACUAUGGUGCAUCUGCAAGCAGCCGCACAACAAUCGCUUCAUGAUCUGCUGCGACGUUUGUGAGGACUGGUUCCACGGAAAGUGCGUCAACAUUACGAAAGCUAUGGGUCAACAGAUGGAAGAGGAUGGCAUCGAGUGGACCUGUCCAAACUGCUUGAAGACAAAGCAUGAAAAACAGCAACCGAAAAUGACGGAAUUUUUGGUGUCAUCAAGUAGUAGCGCCCCCAGUGUCGAGCGAACAGCUCAGGUAACUCAGGCGGUACCACAGAAAGUGGUAACCGUCACGGGUUGUGUUGUUUGCGGUAAACCUGCUCGUGCUAGUUCAGUUUAUUGCAGCGAUGACUGCAUCCGAAAGCAUGCCGGCUUAGCUCAUGGCUCUACGCAAAGUACUUCUGCGGUGUCAACAAAGACCGUAGCAACACCAUCGACUUUGGCUUCGACUUCGUCGAACGUUACAGUUAAAGAAAAACCUAAGGAGCAAACCGUUGCGGCCACCAAUCGACCCUCACAACCUCCUGUCGUUAUUAGAACAAACGUGAAAGUUGGCCCAAUAAUCGUUAUGGAGCGCACAACCGGUCGUUGCCUGACAGGCAAAAAUGCCCCAACAGCCGAAAAUCUGCAGUCUUGGCUCAAAAGCAAUCCGACGUUCGAACUCGUGCCGCCCGGUAGCCCGCAGGCCAUCAUAAUCCUUGCCAAGCAGCAAAUGGCUAUGGAAGCGCAAAAGAAAGCCGCCGCCGCUGGAACCAAAGUUCAAGCACAGCUAAAACUAAGCGAUCAGAAAAAGUUUACCUUGGUGAGCUCCGGUGGGCAACAGCAGAAACAACAACCAGGUCAACCCAGGGUGGUCGUCAAAAGCACACAGAAAACAUCCACAACAACUACGCCGGUUUCGAAAAGUAGUCCAGUUUUGACGCAUAUUCCCAAAGCAUCAACGGUUAGUACGAGGGUAGCUUCCAGCAGCCCAACAUUAACUGGCAGUUCAGUUAAACAACCGAAGAAGCUUACCCCAGAACCGAAGCCGGUUCCAAAACCAGCAGCCGGACCUCCAGCAGGAGAAAAUAUUCGAGUUACUGUGAAGAAAACUCUUAAGGAACACCUUAUACAGCGUACUAAUGAGCAAUGUACUAGCAAGGAUACUCCGCGAUUGAACGAACACGAAAUCGACCGAUUCGCGGAAGCGAUCGAGGAGGAAAUGUUUGCCCUCUUCAACAAGGAUACCGGCGCCAAGUAUCGAGCCAAAUAUCGCUCGCUCGUGUUCAACAUCAAGGAUCGCAAGAAUCUAUCGCUGUUUCAAAAGAUUUGCGAAAAGCGGAUAGAGGCGAAACAGUUGGUUCGCAUGACACCGGAGGAGCUCGCGAGUCAAGAGUUGGCGCAAUGGCGCGAAAAUGAAAACAAACACCAGCUUGAAAUGAUCAAAAAGUCGGAACUGGACCUACUAGCAUGUGCGAAAAACUAUGUCCUCAAAACACACAAAGGUGAAGAGGUUAUUGAGGGCAAAAGUGACGAUCGUGUCCGGCUAGAUCCGAUGACUUCGGUAGAGGAUGUAGUGGCUGUGCUGAACAAUUCAACCGUUUCGAGCACCAGCGAGGUCGACAGUACACUUUCCCCUUCGAAAGAUGCUAGCGUUCGUUCGAAAGAUUACGACUUUGCGAACUAUGGCGGUAAGUACUCGGCCGGUUCAUAUGGAAGUGGUUCUGCAACGGUUACCGGUUCAACUGGACAGGCCACUUCCGGAAGUGGAAUAUCCGCUUCUUCAGCUUCGGCGUCAUUAUCGUCGUCAAGAAAGAAAGAAAGUAGAAGAAGUCGUAGUAGAAGUAGCAGCCGAGACAGACGAAGAGAUAGAUCGAGGAGCAGAUCGAAACAUAAGCGCCGUCGAAGCCGAAGCCAUGACCGGCAUGGCAGCAGAGAACGUGAUCGGGAUCGCGAUCGAGAUCGGGAACGUGAUCGAGAUCGUGGUCGCGAAAGAGAAAGAUCUCGGCAUCGUGAUCACAAAUCCGACUAUAAAUCGGAACAUAGAUCAGACCACAAAAAGUACGAACCAAAGGAAGUCCGCGAUAAGGACAGGGACAAAGAGAAGGUAACCGGUGAUGGGUCCAAGGAUGUGGAAGUGGUUGCUCCGGAAAAGGAUAAAAAUGAAGCUCUAGGUAAGGCUGUUGAAGUGAAAAAGCCGUCCAAGAAAGCGGACAAUAGGUCACUGCAGUUGGAGAGCUACAAUUUGGUGGAUCAAAUUUUGGCAUCUACUGACGGCAGUGAUGGAAGAAAACUGAAGGAAGAUGAUUCCUCAGGAAAAAGUGGAAAAGGCGAAUCCAGAGAGCGUAGAAAUUCUCCAGUUGCAGACGAGCAAGAUCAACAACCUACCAGUACGGUAACGAUUCCCACCCCUCCUCAUUCCACCAGUUUCGAUAGCGACUCACCAAAAGCGGAUUUCAUCUCUAACAUCCCUAGCGACGUUACAGAGGACGCUCGCAAGAAAGCUUUGUUUGUACAUUGGACGGGAAAUGUGCACAUGAUUGAUCUCGCAACGGUUGAAAUGUCCAUGCGAUCCGUUAGUGGAGAUAUCGAGGACGUCGCGAAAGAUUUCUCUGAGGAUCUCACUAUUUGUGGAACCAUUAAGCCGGAAAUAGUAUGGGAGUAUAUUGGUCAGAUCCGAAAGAGCCCGAGCAAAGAAGUGUGUCUAGUUCGGCUCCAUUCGAGCGAAAAGACAGCAUAUUAUACCCUUUAUUCUCAUUUACUCUCCCGGAAGAGAUACAGUGUCAUCAAGUCACCUUCAAAGUCCAUUAAGGAUUUCUACAUUUUCCCUCUACCAGCUGAGCAGAUGGUACCGAUGAUAUUGAAACCGCUGCGUGGUGUUGGUAUAAUUGAAGGAGACAAGAAACCUGAUCUACUGCUGGGAAUCAUUGUUAAGAUUCAAAGUCAACGAGUUGGUUCAACAUCUACGGUGAAGGGAACUUCUUCGGCUAAGGCAUCACGCCGAGCAACGAAAGCAAGUUCCGGUGGCAGUAGUUCUACUUCAGUGUCGCCGUCAUUUGCAUUGAUGCAGCAAGUCAUAACAAAGUAUGCCACAGUGAACAAGAAGGCUGUCGUCGAAUCCUCAAGCAGUACGCCUCCACGUAGUAAGAGUCCGGUAAUUCAGCCGGCGGUGGAAAAGGGUGCGGCAGCCUCGAGCAACAAAGCAACUGCUUCAGAUAGCACUAGUGUUGCCACGAAAAAACGUCGAUCGGAAUCAGAGUCCCCCGAACAAAUAGAUAUGGAUAUUAUCAAGGGUCCUGCUGCGGCUAAAGCUGCUACAAGCAAGGAUUCACUAGCGGCUGUCGUUAUCGACGACGACGACGAUGAGGAACCAUAUUCACCGGGCGGUGCUAGCGAUGAUAGUGAUAAUUUCGCUGACGUGACAGCCAUAGUUGAAACUAAGUCCAAAUCUGUCGUUGAUCCAGAGUCGGAGCGAAUUCGAAUAGAAAUGGAAGAAAUCAAUAGAAAGAUCGCAGAAGAAAAGAACAAAAUAGUCGGCAUUAUUAGUAAAGCUGAACUAAAAGAAGAUGAGAUCAAAUCUACUUUACCUCCAUCGUUGAUUACGGAUAUAGCGAUUCCUUCGAAUUUGUCGGAAAUAUUGGCAAGCAUCAAUAAGGCUGUUCCCUCAACUUCCGUCGAUAUAGCUGCAAAGGCACCGGCUGCUGAACAAGGAACAGAAAAGCCCCCAAUAACUCGGUUAGCUAACGAUGACGACGAGGACGAAUACAUCCCCUCAGCUCCGUCGUUAUACUCAAGUUACAAAUCAAAUUAUACCGGUUAUAGCAGUACAGCGUCAUCUACAGCGGGUGGUCAAAGCAAACCGCCAGCAUCCGACAGCAAACUGUCGAAGCUAACCGACGAAGAGCUGCUUAGGAUGGUGCCAGAUGUGAGCUACCUGCAGCCACCUGUUAUUCACAGCAAACCAGCGGCGAAUCCCGGUGACGACGCAUCGGGGCCACCAGACGCGAAAAAGCCCAAAUGGGAAUCCAGUGAGCCUCCGCCACCCGGCAUGGAGGAUGAAAUAGACCUUUAAUCGCCAUCAAACGUUUGAUAUAUGAUCUAAAUUGUACGUUAGAGCAGAAAAAAAACCGAAACCCUCUGGAGAUUGAUUUUAAAAAUUAACUCUUUAAAUCGCUUUAACAUUCAUGGGUGACAUGUGCAAAUAAAGUACGAAGUAGUUCACUUGUGUUAGCAGUAAUCGCUUUAAAUUAUUCAACUUUGUAGUGGUAAGAGAAUGAUUAAAUAGAGAAGAAACAUUAAUUCGAGUAAAAGUUAAUCAAACUUCAGCAACAUUGUUCUACCUACACUUAAAUAAUAUCCCUUUUCUUUUGUUAUAGUUGCGGUAGAAUUUCGAGCUGGCGUUCUAGACUCCAACUGUGGAUGAAGAACUCACCUACUUUAAUGCUUUAAGGUUAGAAAGAUUCUUUUUAGUGUCGAUUGCUAAACUUCUAAGCGGUAAGCACACUGAUCUGUUAAGAUUAUAUUGUAUAGAAACUACUCCAAUAUAUGUAGUAAGUAUUGUUUAAGGGCAUUUACCUAGAAUAAUUUAGCCUAAAUAUGGAUCCACAGAUGAAAUUCAAGUUUUGGACUUGCAAAUGAAAUUGUUGGUUUGGAAAUAAAUGUGUAAAUUAAAAAGAAAAGUUAACUCCUAUGUACAAAUUUUAUUCGAUACAGUAUCGAAUAAGGUCACUUAUCUUAAUCUGCUUAAAUGUAAUCCUCGUGUAAUGGAUAA